AUUUGCGAACUUUUAGCCAAAGAGAGUGAACAUACAAGAGAAACUCUCAACAAUAUCAAACAACUAGUAACUGGCACAGAGAGAAAUAUGGCUGUGUUCCAAACAGUCCUUGAAAAUUUUGACAACUUUGCAUCAACUUUGCACAAUAAUAUGAGUAGUCUUCAGAAUGACAUUUCCCAGUAUUUUGAGAUUCUGGUCACUAAAGUGAACUCCCACAACGAGGUGAUGACAGAGCUGGAGAAAAGUGUGAAAAAGAGUGCAGACACCACAGCAGAACUUGGUUCAAAUCUGCAAAUCUUGCAGAGUAGUCUUGAGAGUUUGAGAGAGGAGCAAGAGAGAGAACGGAACUUGCUUGCAGAGGCCCUGAAGCUGCUCAGCACCCUUGUCUCAGAGCAUACAGCCAAACCUGGCCCUCAGAGAUUGAUGGACAGGAGCAUCCAGACUUCACUGGAACAGUCGCCCUCCAGCAUCCUUCAGAACAACAAGCUCAAAGGCACACAGCUCACAUGCACACCGCACGAACUUGAACACAAACAGGUUGAAGUUCUCCCUCAGGAUCACAGCUGCAGCACUGGAAAGAGGAAAUCCAGAAGCUACAAGAAGCGCACGAAGAAACAGUCGACACUCUCACAGAGGAAGAAAUGCUCAGUCUCUGAUGAAAACAGUCAGUCUCUGAUAAACUGCAAGAAAGUGCAGAAUGUUUCAUCAGCCCGCAGUGAACGCUGUGAUCUGAAAAAGAUAACCACCCGUGACAACACAGACUGUCUGUCAGUGCUGUGCAGGGAGAAGAGGUCCAGUAAAACUGCAGGGUGUCUCCUCACCCCCCUCAGCUGCUGGUCUCAGGACAGCAACAGCUCUGCGUGCCUUAGAGAGAUCGAACCCAUUUUAGGGAAGCUGUCAGCUGAGACCAAGGCAGGGACCCCAGUGAAAGGCUUCUGGCAGUUGUUUGACAUGGACUGUGAUUCUGAGUUUGGCUUUUAGACAAUGAGUAAAAGACUUACGGCAGUGAGGACUUUGUGUUCAUAUUUCUGGAGGCAAAAAAGUGUAUUAUUUUUAUAUUAAUAUAUUUAUUAUU
Paralichthys olivaceus (Japanese flounder) is the source of this 1075-nucleotide messenger RNA. The record is from RefSeq and is a predicted model, not a curated record. NCBI's taxonomy places the organism in Eukaryota, Metazoa, Chordata, Actinopteri, Pleuronectiformes, Paralichthyidae.